AUGUCUCACAAAUUUUAUAGCAUCAGUACAAAAGUGUCUAGUUAAGAUAAUGUGAAAAUAAUAAGAAUACAAUCUCACAAAAACCAUAAAUCUCAUAAUAAUCUUAUCAAUCCAAAUAAGGUGGAUCCUGAAACUUUGAGUCAUUAGAACAAUCAAUUGAAAACCUAGAUUAAUACUUUAUCGGAUGAAGUCUAAGUUUGGAAAUUAAAAUAUUAAUAACUCUAAAGAGACUCUACUCAAAAUCUCAUGUUUGAUAAUAGCAAAACAUUUUUAAUUUCCUUAAAAUAGUAACUGAAAAAAUUGGAAUCAGAUUUAAGCGAUAAAAUUAAAUAAAUAGAAGAGUACAAAAAGAUGAUUAAUGUCACCAAAUAUUAAGAAUUGCAAGUCGAAUUAUUUAAUUAUUAAUAAUAAGUGCUCUUCCAAUAACAGGAGAUAAAGGAUUUGAAGGAAUAAUUACAAGAGAAUUAAUCCCUCAAAAUAGAGGAUCUCUAUUAAAAGCAGGAGAAAAUAAUUUAGAAAUUAUCAUAAAAGAACCAUGAACUCAAAUCAGAAAAUACUACCAUGAAGACUGAGAGAUAUUUCAUAAACGGGUAAAUAGAAUCUCUGAAAACCUAAUUGAUCAUAAAAGACAAGGAAAUAAGACGAUUAAUCUCAGUAUAAAAGCAAUUAGAGGAGAAUCACUAAUUAUCAAAUGCUAUAACUAAAUCAAGAUAAUAAAUUUUUAGAGAGUCUAUUGAGAAUGCUUAAUUGCAAGAACAAUUGAAACAUUUAGAAUUUCGUUAUUCAACAGAUAUGAAGGAUAGAGAUUAAGAGAUAAAUGAUUUAAAACUAUAAUUGUUAGAAUACGAAGAAUUAAAGAAACAAAUAGAAAAAUACUAAUCUAGCUCAUAAGAGUAGAAACUCAAUUAAUUUGAUAUACAAAAGGUAGAAUCCAGACAAGAUUCUACUAGAAAAUUAAAAAUAUCACUAAAUAACUCAGGAAUAUCUUAGCAACAAUAAAAUUAUUCAUUUUUAAGAUAAUCUAGUUAAUAAUAUAAAUAAAGCAUGCAAAUGGAUUCAUCUAAAAUAUAGAAUACUGAAUUUACUAAGUAUUGUAAUGAAAUUGAUGAGAAUGAAAAACAAGUGGAACAGAGCAAUAGAAAAUAAAAAAAGAUUAUUAGAGUAAAUUAAUAUGAUGUGGCACAGUUUGGUUUGGAAAUAAAAUUUAAGUUAUUAAGUAAAGAAGUUUCAAUCUUUGAUGUUGAAAUGUUAUUUGAAAAAUAUGAUUAAUAAAUUAAAAUCCAUGAAUUAUUAGAUUUGUUGCUCUAAGAACCAUUCAAAAUUCAGAGUUAUGAAUAGAGAAAACUUAUUGCAAGGUAUUUGGUUGAGGAUAACAACGAAGAUUAUGUUGUUUAUGAUGCCUUAAGAAGUAAUGAUGUCUAAAUUGUCCUAAGUGUAUUUAAGUAAUUAAUUGGAAAAUAUGAAUUAUUUACAAAAAAGGAAAUCUAUUAUAUAGAGAAUGAAUUGAAAUAUAUUUUUGAGAAGUCCCAAUUCUAGUUUAAUGACAGCAUUUAAUAAUUAAUUGUUAAGAAGAAGCACUUAAAACCUGGCUAGUGUGAAAAAGCAGAUUAUGAAUAGGCUAUCAAGCUUGCAGAACUCAACCUUACGCCCAGGUAAUUGGAGUAUAUUUAUUUCAUUAAUUAUACAUUUUUCCAGGAUUUAUACAUAAUUUACUAUCAAAAUGUGAUGACAUAUUUUAAUAAAUCCAAAUGA
Messenger RNA from Paramecium tetraurelia, 1752 nucleotides. RefSeq lists its product as uncharacterized. NCBI's taxonomy places the organism in Eukaryota, Ciliophora, Oligohymenophorea, Peniculida, Parameciidae. The transcript is spliced from 3 exons. The record is from RefSeq and is a predicted model, not a curated record.